UGAGUGGAAGAAGAAGAAGAAGAAGAAGAAAAGGGUAAAAUCGUAAACUGAAAUUCACAUGGAGGCAACUCCACUGCACUUCCCCUUUCUUCUUCCUUUGUCUCUAAUGGCGUAAAGACUUGUCACUCUGCUGUUACAACCACACCUCUCUCUUUCUCUCUUUCUCUCUCCUCCGACAAAUUACACCGAAACUGAAAAAGAGGACUAAACUCGAACAAACAGAUGAUGAUUUUCUGAAUUUUAUUACACAUGGAAGACGAAGUGGAAUGAGAAGAAACACAAUACAUUUUUCCCGCAAAGCAAUGCAUGACCUGUGACUUCUGACUUGUCACCAUUCUUUUUUUUUUUUUUUCUCUCUGCCGACAUGCAUUCUGGUGAGUUUGGGGCGCCGACGUUGGAGAUCUUGUUCUUGAUCUUCUGAUUUGGCUUGUACUGUUACCGAUGGGUUCUUUCUUUUGAUUUUGAAGAUUCGUCGCUGCGUCGAAUGUCUUGGUUAAUGUCAGCUUCCUGAGGAACUACUUCGUUCUCUUGUAGCAUCGUUGUGAUCGGUGGUGGUAGUGUUUCAGAUUUCGAGCUUGGCUGAUUUUUAUGGAGUGAGUUGGAGAUUAUCCGGGAACUUGGUUUUUGAGCUUUUGAGUGUUGGGGAGUAGAAGGUUGAUUGAGAGUUUUGAGAAGUAAUUAUGUCUUCGUGGGAAACGCUUGGGGAGAUUGCAAAUGUGGCCCAGCUUACGGGCAUUGAUGCUGUUCGUUUGAUUUCCAUGAUAGUGAAAUCGGCGAGCACUGCACGAAUGCACAAAAAGAACUGCAGGCAAUUUGCCCAGCACUUGAAGUUGAUUGGAAAUUUGUUGGAGCAGCUUAAGAUCUCGGAGCUUAAGAGGUAUCCCGAGACUCGGGAGCCUCUGGAGCAGCUUGAAGAAGCUUUAAGAAGGUCGUAUAUAUUAGUUAACAGCUGCCAGGAUCGCAGCUAUCUCUAUCUGCUUGCAAUGGGGUGGAACAUUGUUUACCAAUUCAGAAAGGCCCAGAAUGAAAUAGACAGAUAUCUGCGCCUUGUUCCUCUGAUUACACUCGUUGAUAAUGCUCGAGUCAGGGAGAGACUGGAAGACAUUGAGAAGGAUCAGCGUGAAUAUACUUUAGACGACGAUGACAAAAGGAUUCAUGAAGUAAUUCUGAACCCAGAACCUUCGAAAGAUGAGGCAAUGGUGUUGAAGAAAUCUCUUUCUUGUUCUUAUCCAAACUUGCCGUUUAACAAAGCUCUACAAAAAGAAAAUGAAAAGCUUCAGCUAGAACUACAACGGUCUCAAGCUAAUCUGAAUGUGGGUGAAUGUGAGGUUAUUCAACGUUUGCUAGAUGUCACUGAAUCUGUAGCUGCAACUUCUCUUCCUGAGAAGAAUUCACCUGAAAAAUCCCAUAAAGUAGUGGAGAAGACGUAUGUAGAUGCUAACAAUGGAGAUUCAUCUGAUGAACACUUCUAUAAGAAUACUGAUGCUCGGACAACCUCAAGAAAAAGUUCUUCUGUAUCAUCAGGACACGAUCUGCUCUCAACCAGGGGUUCUGAUCGGUAUGGUGAAUGGCACACUGACUUACUUGAUUGUUGUUCAGAACCUUCUCUGUGUCUUAAGACUUUUUUCUAUCCUUGUGGCACUUUAUCAAGGAUUGCUACAGUUGCAACUAGUAGGCAUACAUCACCAGCAGAAGCAUGCAAUGAUUUGAUGGCAUAUACAUUGAUACUGUCGUGCUGUUGCUAUACUUGCUGUGUUAGGAGAAAGCUUCGCAAGAUGUUAAACAUCACGGGAGGUUUUGUUGAUGACUUUCUCUCCCAUCUUAUGUGCUGUUGCUGUGCUCUGGUUCAAGAAUGGCGAGAAGUUGAGAUACGCGGGGUUUACGGUCCCGAAAAGACGAAAACAAGCCCUCCACCCUCCCAAUACAUGGAAUCCUAAAAGUACAGUCGACGCAUAUUGAACCAUCCGUAGUCUCGGAAUAAUUUCGAUUCAUGAUAGAGUUAUGUAAUUGGAUACAGGUAAAUCUAGUUGGGCAUGUAACAAGAAGCUUCCAUUGGGGCAUGCUUUUAUGUUGUUACUUACUAUACACACAACCCUUUGCUUUUUGUAUAGUUGGUGUAUCAUAGAUUUGUUUUAAAACCUUUUAUAGUGUUUGGAAUUGGAGUUUCUUACUCCCAUGAUUAUGCCUUAGUUCAAGCCCUUCCAGCUUAGUUUUGGUCAUUUCUCCCUCUUUUAA
Messenger RNA from Cucumis melo (muskmelon), 2235 nucleotides. RefSeq names its product protein MID1-COMPLEMENTING ACTIVITY 1. Lineage: Eukaryota; Viridiplantae; Streptophyta; Magnoliopsida; Cucurbitales; Cucurbitaceae. The transcript is spliced from 8 exons. The record is from RefSeq and is a predicted model, not a curated record. Gene Ontology annotation, biological process: cell surface receptor signaling pathway. The coding region runs from base 681 to 1937 and encodes 418 amino acids.